AUGGCCUUCAACGUUUCGGAGGCGGCAGCCUAUGCUGUCUUGUACAUUGUCCUGGGAGUCUUCAGUCUCCUUGCUGUGGGUAGCACGGGAAUGCUCAGCUGCCUCCCUGAAAGCAUCAGCCGAUGCUUUACGCUUGGCAACAACAGCAGUGCUGGUGACCACGAGAAGAUGAAAACAACGGAUUACUUCUUGUCCGCCCGCAACUCUGCUUCCAGUGUCUCCAUUGCGCUCUCCUUCUUUGCAAGCGGUAUGGGCGCAUGGAUUGUGUACGGGACCACUGAAAUGGGAGCUACACCAUCCCUGAGCUGGCUUGGCGUGCUGGGCUAUGCCUCGGCCUCCGCCUUUCCAGCCGUCUUGAUCACUUGGUUAGGACCCAAAGUCAGAAACUACAUGGAUGAGAAUGGCAGUGGCAAGGCCUUUGGAACUACUGAUUUUGGCCGCCAGCGCUAUGGACGCGUCAUGCAGGUGGCAACCGCCGUGGUCAGCGUCUUUUACAUGUUCAUCUACAUUGUGGCAGAGCUCACUUCCAUCAGCAACGUCUUUGCGCUCUUGGUCAACAACUUUUCUGAUUCCUUCGGUCUCACCGUUACAAUCAGUUUGGGUGCCAUCACGGUGCUGUACACCACCUUUGCAGGACUUCCUGCCAGUAUCCUCACAGACAAGUUUCAAGGCAUCAUCAUGGCUCUCUUGGUCUUGAUGUUGACCAUUGCUGUUUGUGCAUUCCAAGAAAACCGUGUCACUCGAGAAGAGUUCGCCUUGGCGAGCAACUGGACCACGGAUGGUCUCAUGGCGGCAGUCACCCUCUUCAUUGCCAUUGUCUGUGCUGAACUCUUCAACCAAGCUACCUGGCAACGUGUCUGGGCGGCUGAAGAUGAGAAAGCCCUUCGUCGAGGCUUUCUCGUAGGAUCUGCAAUGGUCUUCUUGCUCAUGGCAUUCUUUGGUAUCAUGGGGAUGAUUGCCUAUGCCAAUGACCCGGAAUCCUACGACAACUUUGAAAAGUUUGCCUUUUUGGCAUUUUUCGAUUUGCUCGCACCCAUGGGCAAUGGAUGGCACGUUCUUGUCUUGAUCUUGGUGACGGCGCUUGCUGCUUCAUCGAUUGAUUCUCUCCAGAAUGGGAUCACCUCCAUCUUCAGUGCUGACUUGGUCAAGAUUGGCUGGAAUCCCAAAUGGAUCACAAGAGCAUUGGUGGUGUCCAUCAACGUCCCAGCUAUCUACAUGGCAUCGAUUCAGUAUGAUGUCAUCAGUCUUUUCUUGGUGGCAGAUUUGGUUUGUGCUACUAGUGUGUUACCCGUCUUUCUGGGAUUGCAGACAAGAGACUGGGGCUUGUUGAAGGCACCGACCGAACUUGGGGCCAUUUCUGGAUGCAUCGCAGGAGUCGUGACGGUCCUAAUCAAUGGAGUCGUAAACGAUGCGGACGGAGGGUUGUUUGAUUACUUUUGGCUUCGAAAUGACGCGAUCUGCGCUCUCUGCGGAAGCAAGACCAUGGUGUCCUUCAUUAUCACUCCCCUCAUCAGUGGCUUUUUCACCUACUUGGUGUCGUUCCUUGAUAUCCUCGCGCGUGGAGACCGUGCGAGGAUGCCAUUGAUUCCUCUUCCCUUUGACGAGGGCACAGCUGAGAAUGGAAUGGAGAACGACGUUGACGUCGACGAGGAAGUCGAUGACGUAAAGGAGAAGCUGGAUCUUGAGGAGGAGGAAGGCAAAAUCGUCACAACUGAUUCGGAGAACGAGAAGGAUCGUAUUAUCGAGGUGGAUGCUUAG
Messenger RNA from Seminavis robusta, 1758 nucleotides. Lineage: Eukaryota; Bacillariophyta; Bacillariophyceae; Naviculales; Naviculaceae. The record is from the annotation of a GenBank genome assembly.